Messenger RNA from Auxenochlorella protothecoides, 810 nucleotides. RefSeq names its product Pyrroline-5-carboxylate reductase. NCBI's taxonomy places the organism in Eukaryota, Viridiplantae, Chlorophyta, Trebouxiophyceae, Chlorellales, Chlorellaceae. Gene Ontology annotation, molecular function: pyrroline-5-carboxylate reductase activity. The transcript is spliced from 4 exons. The record is from RefSeq and is a predicted model, not a curated record. Gene Ontology annotation, biological process: L-proline biosynthetic process. Bases 1 to 810 code for a protein of 269 amino acids.
AUGCCGACCGAGACAAAGAUCGGCUUCAUCGGCGCGGGCCAGAUGGCCGAAGCCCUGGCGCGUGGCUUCAUCAACCAGAACAUGGUGGAAGCCGAGCAUGUCUUCUGCACGGACCCCGUGGAGGCUCGCAAGGAGGUCUUCCGCUCCUUCGGCACCGUUCCCGUUGACGGCAACAUCGCGGUGGCCGAGGCCGCGGAGGUCAUCUUCAUCGCCGUCAAGCCCCAGUACGUGCCGGUGGUUCUGCGCGAGAUCAGCCCCAAGCUUACCGAGAAGCACCUCAUCGUCUCCAUCGCCGCCGGGGUCACCCUGGCUGUCCUCACGGAGGCUGCCGGCCCCAAGGCCAAGAUCAUCCGGGUGAUGCCCAACACGCCCUGCCUGGUGGGCGAGACCGCGGCCGCCAUGUGCCUGGGCCACGGCGCGGGCAGCGCCGACGCCGACCUCCUCCAGCGCCUGUUCGAGUCUGUGGGCCGCAUCUUCCGGGUGGACGAGAAGCUGCUCAGCGCGGUGACGGGGCUGAGCGGGUCGGGCCCGGCCUACAUCUUCCUGGUCAUCGAGGCUCUGUCCGACGGCGGGGUGCGGGCGGGCCUGCCACGCGAUGUGGCGCAGGCCCUGGCCGCCCAGACCGUGCUGGGGUCGGCCAAGCUGGUGCUGGAAACCGGGAAGCACCCGGGCGCGCUCAAGGACAUGGUCACCUCGCCGGCAGGCACGACCAUCGCUGGUGUGCACGAGCUGGAGAAGGCUGGCAUCCGGGCGGCGUUCAUGAACGCGGUCACCGCUGCCUCUGCCCGCGCCGACGAGCUGGCGGAGUAG